GACUACUGGGACCAUAACAACAAACAUGCGGGCGGUUGUACGUGCCUUUAACUCUUAAUGACGGAUGCAGAGGAAAAGGAGGAGGGAGAAGGAAGGGAGGGAGGGACAAAACACCCAGGUAAAGUCGCAGCUUCUCCAGUUGCAGAACGCUGGGAGAAACCUGCAGAAACUAGUCGGAGUCCUUGGGAUUUACGAAGAUGUUUGAUUCGACAGCCGUGUUUUCCUGAUCCGAGUUUUUUUGUUAUUGUGUUCGAGAUAAAGCUCCGAGUCGAUUUCAUUCAAGGAUCCUCGCCAACAACAAAAUAAACAUUUGAGACUUUGAUGCUGCAUUGCAUAUACUUGGACAGACUGCAUGCAAGACGGGAGUGCGAGCGGCAGCCACGCUGACCCGUGUCACUUUCACUGGGCAGUUUCAGGGCUCAGUCACCUGGCCGAGAUGAACUCCGGGGAUGCCAAAGAUUACCUCUACAAGCGGGAGAUACCUCUGCUGUUCGAGAGCAUGUUGACAGGACUGAUGUACUAUCGGCCUGAAGACCCAAUAGAAUAUCUGGAGGGAUGUUUGCAGAGAGUUCGGGAGCUCGGAGGCCCAGAGAAAGUGAAAUGGGACACCUUCAUCUCACAAGAACGUCGACCAUUACCCCCCAUCAAUGGCGGGCAAGGAAAGAAGCCAAUAUUUCGUACAGAGCUGGGAGUGGCUCCCCAUCGCCGCUAUGAUCGUCUGCCUCCAAUCCAAGCCCAAUUUUCAAUCGAGAGUGACUCGGAUAUGACAGAAUCAUCAGGGCUGAUUCAAGAAUAUGAGGUCUUCGACCCAAGCAAACCAAGGCCCUGCAUUAUUUUUGUUAUUGGUGGCCCUGGGAGCGGAAAGGGCACGCAGAGUGCCAAGAUGGCCCAGCGUUAUGGAUUUGAGUCUGUUUCGGUGGGAGAGAUCUUGCGUCGACAGAUGCUGCACCGCGCCACCAGCGAUUGCAAGUGGGAGCUCAUCGCGCAGAUCAUCGCCAAUGGGGAGCUGGCACCUCCGGAAACGGCUAUUGAGGAGCUGAAGCACCAGUUCAUGAAGCACCCGGAUGCAAAAGGUUUUAUCGUGGAUGGUUUUCCCAAGGAGAUCAGCCAGGCCUUCACAUUUGAAGAACAGAUUGGCUCUCCGGACUUGGUGCUUCUCCUGGCUGCUCCAAUCACCCGGUUGCGGCAGCGGCUGGAGAGACGAGCUGUGCAGCAAGGUCGGCUAGACGACAACAAUCAUGCCAUCGGCGCCAGGGUCGAGACCUUCAAACAGAACAUCAACCUGAUUGUGAAGUACUACCAGGAAAAGGAGCUCAUUGUUCGGUUGGAUGCUGAUCGUGAAGAGGAUGAAAUAUUCAAUGAUAUCAAUGCUGUGGUUGUGGAGAGACUGUUCUCGACAGGAAGAUACGAGGCAGCUGCUGAGGAGACGCUACAGCUUACCGACAAGGCCACGAGACUACAGGAUAGGCCGGAGCCACUUGUUCAGUCUGAGGGACCUUUGGCCACAGAAGAUUUCACAAUGUCAGACAAGCUGAAGGGAUGCAAGAUUAUCUUUGUUGUCGGAGGGCCUGGCUCUGGUAAAGGCACUCAGUGUGAGAAGGUCGUGCAGAAAUACGGUUACACUCACCUGUCCACUGGAGACCUGCUGAGGGCAGAGGUCAGCUCUGGCUCAGAAAGGGGGAAGACUCUCCAUGCCAUCAUGGAGAAGGGGGAGCUGGUCCCUCUGGAAACUGUGCUGGAAAUGCUGAAAGAUGCUAUGAUUGCCAAAGCAGAUGUCUCGAAGGGCUUCUUGAUCGACGGCUACCCUCGGGAGGUGAAGCAGGGAGAAGAAUUCGAGAAGAAGAUUGGACCUCCUACCUUGCUCUUGUAUAUUGAUGCUGGGAAAGAAACAAUGGUCAAACGCCUCCUGGAGCGCGGUAAAACCAGUGGGCGCGCUGAUGACAACGAGGAAACCAUCACAAAACGUCUGGAGACGUAUUACAAAGCAACGGAGCCUGUCAUCAACCACUAUCAAAGCAGGAACAUCAUCAAGAAGAUAAACGCAGAGGGCACAGUGGAUGAAGUCUUUGCUCAAGUUGCAGCUGCCCUUGAUGCGUUAAAGUGAUUGGAAGACUAAAGUGUUACAACAAUACCCCUCCUCUCCCCUUGCUCCCUAACAAAGCCUUUAUCCCCUGGUUUAAUUUUCAACCAAUCAUGGACAAAUGUUAAAAAGAGAGAAGCAUUAUUGGUUAAGGUGGCUGGCAAUCCAAGAACUUUUCAUCUGAGAAGUUGUUUGGACCCAUUUCUGCAUCGUAUGCUGUCACUAUCAGUGUUUGGGGUCACUGGGUAUCCAAUGAAAUUGUAUCACCAACACCAGGCUGUGGAACACCAUCUGUUGAAUAGAACGGGGCUUAGCACCAUCUGAUGUCAAGAUGAACCCACCACAAUGAGCAACAAUCCAAUCCCAGAUCUCAUUGCUUUGCAUUCCAACGUCCUACAUUGAGCCAGAAGAGAAAUGAGUCCAAAUGUGUCACAGGUAUUUUUAUGAAACUGAUAGUUUAUCUGUCAAGAAGUAUUAACAAAAAAAUAUCAUCACCAGCCAUCAUUUGGCCUCUCCAACCCAAGCAAGACAGGAUGCUGUGGGAUUGAGGUCACUUUUGGGUAUCUUCUGUAAUUGAUGUUAUUUUUGGCUCAUUAGGAAGCUGUGAUUUCUAAGCCAGGAAUGCACUUAUAAUUUAGUGUAAAACUGGCUGAGAAUGAAAAACUGAUCUCUUUUCUUCAUCGGCAGUGAAUAAAAGCUUUGCACAAAUUAGCUUUCAUAUGAGCUCUGGAUCUGGCAGCUACCAGCGAAGGCUUUUUAGUGCGUUAGCUACGAUGGGGUAAAAAUUCAACCUCUGUCACUUGUGAUAACCUUGUGACUUGUAACGUGUGUGUGAUGUACUCUGCUUCCAAAAUUAACGUCAGUGAACUGCAUUUCGGAACCAGGGUGCUUGACACAUGAACCACAAUAUCAAAGGUUUAGCACAUACAGAGAAGGAAGUCCCGCCCCUUGUAUCCUUACAAUUAACUUGACAUUUACCAUACAAAACGUUCUCAAACACCUAGGAUGGUUUUGAUUGGAAUAUUUAACCCAAAUAGUGUUAACCAUUUGGACACAAUGUGCCUUGUGUCUUUUCUAUUUCCAUUUAUUUUAAUUUCAGUAUGUAUAUUUAUUUCAUCUGACAGUCCUAUCCUCUUAAAAGAUCACUCUCCUAACACUCCCAUUCUUCCCUUCAGAUGGGAGAAAUUGCCCCUUAACAAACUGAUGGGUUUUCAUUGGUUAAAGGUUGAUUUUAUGUAUGAGACACCCAGAUAAUCCAUACCUAUGAACCAAAGACAAAUGCCCAAUCAGGCUAAUCAGUGAUCAGUUAAAAUAUGAGGGGACUUUGCUGAGACGGCCUGUCCCAGAGCCCAAGACCAGCCAGACAAUUCAAAGUUGACUUAGGAAACAAAGGAACAGAGGUUGGCUGUUCAGCCCCCCGUAACCUGUUCCACCAUUCAGUAAAAAUCUCUAUCUUAUUGCCAUCCACCUGCCUUGGCUCCAUAUUCUGUCCUAUUCUUGUGACUUUCAUGUGAAGUUCCACAGUAAGUUCCACACUGUCCCAGUUAAAAUACAAAUCCCCUCAACUUUAACAAAAGAGACCUCUCUCCAGCUUUUGUGAGUUUGUACUUAUAGUCAGUAUUCUACAGAUGAUCAUCCUUCCUGUCUUCCCAGAUCUGUACUCCUCACGACCACUCCUGUCUGUUACUCCACUGAAGAUUCAAAGUUAGCGCUCAUUUUAAAAAAAUAACCAAAAUCUUGACUUUAUAAUGGUGACUUGUAUUAGUAACCUGCCUGCGAAAUUCUGGGGCUAGCUAUUAUGAAAUCCAGUUGCAGUUUAUCACUACCUGUGAUAGCAUGCUCUCAGAAUCAGUUUCAGGAAACAAAACCUGACAGCCUUAUUGAAGAGUGGGCACAGUGUCUCAGAGCGUUGUGGUCUGCAUAAUCUUUUACAUAGAAGAGUUGUAUCUGUUACAGUAUUUGCAGUCUUGAUAUGUCUUUGCCAUGUGAAUUCCUGGGGACAUUUGACAGCUGCAGUCUCCUAACUAGCAUCACCUUCUCUCUGUUUACUCUUGAAGUGGAUGCAUAUUUGUACAUUUCUUGUGCAGUAUUUUAAUGAACAAGUUGGUGAAGGUGGGGGAGGGAAGGGUUCUUAGUUUCUGAUCAAAAUUAAACACAAUGUUUAUUUUCCAGUAACAUGCUGUAUGCUGUUGAUAAACGAAGAUUUUGCUCUUUUUGUACAAAUUUUCUUUGUAUUCAUUCAAUCUCCAACUAAUGCCCUUGUUAUAGUUGUUAAGAACUUCACAAUAGCCCAUCAAUGUGUUUGUUGAUCACCAAUAUUACACAUGUAUCCAAAGCAAUGAUGAUUCAUAAAAGUUGUAGCCAACUGUAGAUACUCGAUAUAUUUUAGCUGUCUCUUUCUGUUGACAACCAAAUCAGCAAUAUUGUUCUUUUAAAGCUGUCGCAAACCUAAACUUGUACCAGUAUUUAUUGGAGCCUCAACUGAUGGGUGGAUUGGAGGAGGUGACUGAAUGUAAAUUUAAUAAAACAGAACUGACCUCA
This is a messenger RNA of Pristis pectinata (smalltooth sawfish), 4621 nucleotides long. RefSeq names its product adenylate kinase isoenzyme 1-like. Gene Ontology annotation, biological process: nucleoside triphosphate biosynthetic process; ATP metabolic process. Lineage: Eukaryota; Metazoa; Chordata; Chondrichthyes; Rhinopristiformes; Pristidae. Gene Ontology annotation, cellular component: cytosol; cytoplasm. The transcript is spliced from 14 exons. The record is from RefSeq and is a predicted model, not a curated record. The coding region runs from base 353 to 2104 and encodes 583 amino acids. Gene Ontology annotation, molecular function: ATP binding; nucleoside diphosphate kinase activity; AMP kinase activity.